UUGUGCCGGAACGAUCUUGGCUUUUGCAGUACAGCUGGACAGCGAAGGGGGCGUGCCGCUGCAAGCACGGUUCGUCAGUGGGUUUUUAGUUAUCAUGGUCGACAAGUUAAGUGAAGUUUAAAAGCAAGAAGGAAAAAAAACUAUACUUGUUCGAACUAUAAUAGAGCAAACUGUGUCUGCCGUUUAGGAAGCAAACCUCUGGUUUCAAUGAAUUGCACCAGGGUUCUGCAGAUACUGAACCCCAGGCCAAUGCCAAGUCCAAUUAUGCCUGUGGAUGUAGCAAUGAGAAUUUGUCUGGCACAUUCACCGCCUCUUUGCAGUUUCCUCAGUUCAUAUGAGGACUGCAAGUCCAGGAUCCUAGUCAACCAGUACAAACCUCUGAGAUCCUGCAUCAGUAACAAGACAGAUGUCGACACAGAUAACAUAGGAUGGAAGAGACCUGAGAUCAAAAACAAAAAGAAAGUAGUUUUUGCUGACUCCAGAGGCAUGUCUCUGACAGCAGUCCAUGUAUUCAAGGAACUUGAGGAAGACCCCAUGUUAGACCUGCAGUUCGAAUUAUCAGACUUGGAGGAUGCCAUUGUGGGCCUGAGAGGGGAGAAGGAGAAUAAUUUGAUUUUGGAUUUCACUCAGCCUGCUGCAGACUAUUUGGACUUUCGGAACCGUCUAAAGAAGAGUCUGGUAUGCUUGGAAAACUGUAUAAUUCAAGAGAGAUCCCUCACCGGCACAGUCAAAGUGAGCAGCGUAAGCUUUGAGAAAAUGGUCCAUGUGCGAAUAACAUUUAAUUCAUGGAAAAGUUAUGCUGAUAUUCCUUGUACAUACAUGAAUAAUGUUUAUGGUUGUGAGGACGUUGACACUUUCUCGUUUUCCAUCGAACUUCCGAGUUUUGUGCCCCCACAUGAGCAGGUAGAGUUCUGCAUAUCCUACAAAACUAAUGAUACCACAUACUGGGACAAUAACGAUGGAAAAAAUUACAAGCUGGGCCAUGCAGAGAACGACCUCAAUCAGACCAGUGUAACCCAACAGAGGGCAACAGAUUUCAAGAAUCAAGGGAAACGUCCAGAGAUGGAAUUUGAUCAAUUUGGGAGCCCGAGAAUGUCUAGUGGAUUCUUCCCCGAGUGGCAGAGUUGGGGUCAUAUUGAGAACAACACCCCCUACUGGUGAAAGUUCAAGAACCCAGAUAAACUUGAAGUAAAUGUUGUAACAAGGACAAAUGCAAAUGGUUUUAGAAUUGACUUUUGAAAAAUCUGAAUAAUUGAUAUUAGCAAUGAUUUCCUCAAAAGAAAACCUUUUGGCCAUGUGUGACCAUCUUUCAUACUUUCCAAAAUAAUUCAAUGUUGGUUCUGAGAUGCACAUUUAGUUUAAAAUGAGAAGUUUGGACUCUAUGCAAGUUUGAGACUAACCACGUUAACCAAAUGGCAGUUACUGAGAAUGAAAAAUGUUGGUUUAUGUAAUUUUCAAAUUUUUUAGCACACUAUAUACACUAUUUUGUAGAUCUUACAUGGGGUAAACCAAUAAUUUUCAUGACAUAGAUGCCUUCCUUUGUGUUAUUCUGUGAUUAGUAAUAAUCUGUUUUACUACAAGCAACAACACCAAUAAAUACAGUAAAGAUAAAAGAUACAAAUACAAUAAACAGUGAUUUUCAGGUUUUUUUUAAGUUAGGUCUAACCGUUUUAGGUACAUAAAUGUAAUAAAGUAGUCAAAUGUAAAAUAGCAUUGAAUAUUUUACUGUAUAAAUUAAAGAUUAAUCUGUAUUAAUGUUAUAAAAGCUAUUCGAUCAUGAGCAGUGAGUGAUUUCCUUGUUUUUGCUGUAUGAUUAAUAUUAAGAAAGUGCUGUCAUUUUAAGAUAAUGCACUAAUCCAGUGCACUGAAACAGUACGUUCAGCUGGUUAUGUCUGCUAUAGUAUAUUUUCCAAGACGUGCAUUUUGGCAUAUUUUUUGUGUGAAUUUGUCUAUUCAAACACAAUACUUUAGAGAGAGAUUAAUAUUUGCACACGUUCUAAGUGCACUUACAAAUCUUCUCUUCUGGCUCUUAAAUGUUUAAACUGGCAAAGUUUAAAUGAGUUUAGUUUAAACACAGAUAGCAACGUGUGCUGUUCAGGUCUCACCUGUGCACGUGCGCUAUUAGCACGAUGGAAUACAUGACUGCUCCUCAUAUUCCAGCAUACGGCACUCGCGUUGAACAAGAGUGAAUGGCUUGUCCGCAGUUUGUUGUUUUUUUUAUCACUUUUGUUUUAAUGUACUGGGAAGCCACAAUGCACAUCCAUUAACAGAAACAUACAUUAGCUGAACACUGUUUGUUUUAUGCGUUGUUGUCAGAUUCAAGUUAAACCGCGUUCCUAGUGUGUGCCGAACCAUGUGAGGAAAACCGCACGGCUCAAUUUUUUACAGAGAACUGCUCCAUCCCUAUCAUUCUAUCUAAAGUCAUUGAAUUUUUGGAAGUCCUCUUUAAAGAGACAGUUUAACCCAAAAUGAAAGUUUUGUAAUUGAUUCAACCUCCAAACGUAUGCAUUUAUUUUAUGUUAACACAAAAUGUAUCAGUGUUUUUAUUUAUUUAUUUUAUUUUAUUUUUUGCCAUAUAAUGAAAGUAAAUGUUGUUAAGGACCCCACUGACUUUCAUUGUAUGGACAAAACAAUUAUUCAAAUGAUGUUCUCUAGUGUUCCACUGAAUAAUAAGUUGUUUAAGUUUAAUACCGUGUGAAGGUGAUUAAAAGAUAACAGAAUUUUCCAUUUUGAGUGAAUUGUCCCAUUAACAGUAGUGAACAAAGCGUGUGUAAUUUUAAUAUUAUGGAAAAAUCUGGUACAAUGUGAGAUUGCUUCAUAUUGAAGUUUUUGCAUCUCAUUUGAUAGUACCAGUGUAUCUUUCACUUUCUAGUGAAUGCACUAAGCAAGCAUGACGCAUUAUAAAGAAGUCCAUGAGAGAUAAUAAUGUCCAUUAAGUGCUAAAUAUCUGCUGUUGCACUUCCCUUUUUUCCUACGCCUGUUCUACUUUUUUAAAGAUGCACUUUCCUAAAACAAUGCUGCAUUGUGAUUUAUUACCCAUGUGUGGAAACUCUCCAGUGUUAUUUGGAGGAAAGAAGAUGAGGGAUUUGGAUGCAACUUUAUGAAGGUCAUAGUCAGUAAAGGAGAGUUGCUAAGAGUGAUAAUAUUGAAUGAGAUUGUUGCUUUUUUUCCUGAUUGUUUUUUUCCUCUUCAAUUUCAAUAGAAAAACAAGUUGAGGCCUUGAAAAUGGUGGUUGUGGACUGUGAUGAACCGCGAGCUGCUGUAAUUGCGAAGAGGGAUCAUGUUUGAAUGUAAAAAGGAGCCUACACAAGCCAUAGUGUAUGCCUACAUAUUUUUCUACUGCAAAGAAAGAUGUUUGUUUGAAAGAAUCUUGUACUAUACUCUUUCUUCCUGGUAUAAAUAAAGCCUAAUGUUUCUAUGA
Messenger RNA from Carassius auratus (goldfish), 3421 nucleotides. RefSeq names its product protein phosphatase 1 regulatory subunit 3C-B-like. Gene Ontology annotation, biological process: regulation of glycogen biosynthetic process. Gene Ontology annotation, cellular component: protein phosphatase type 1 complex. NCBI's taxonomy places the organism in Eukaryota, Metazoa, Chordata, Actinopteri, Cypriniformes, Cyprinidae. The record is from RefSeq and is a predicted model, not a curated record. The coding region runs from base 208 to 1161 and encodes 317 amino acids. The transcript has 2 exons. Gene Ontology annotation, molecular function: protein phosphatase 1 binding; glycogen binding.